This is a messenger RNA of Daphnia pulicaria, 770 nucleotides long. Its product is annotated as nuclear nucleic acid-binding protein C1D-like. The coding region runs from base 300 to 722 and encodes 140 amino acids. Lineage: Eukaryota; Metazoa; Arthropoda; Branchiopoda; Diplostraca; Daphniidae. The transcript has 4 exons. The record is from RefSeq and is a predicted model, not a curated record. Gene Ontology annotation, biological process: regulation of gene expression; maturation of 5.8S rRNA. Gene Ontology annotation, molecular function: DNA binding; RNA binding. Gene Ontology annotation, cellular component: exosome (RNase complex); nucleolus.
UUAACCAUUGCUUUCCCUUUGUUUUCUUCAUAUUGAAAAAUUUGAGAUCAUUCAACCCUGUUUCGUUGCUUAUCAAACUACAAAUUAAUUCUGGGAACUACUGCUGUUAAUGUAAAUUUGAAUUCGCGCACUGCCGUCUGCGUCUUUACGAGUUUCGUCUGCUUUUUCACGUGUCACAGAGUCACACCAUUUUCGCUCGACGUUUGUAUUGACGCUAACGUUUUGGUUUUUUACUUCUGUCUGGCAUUUGUUAUUGAUUCUUAUUGGAUAAAUCUGAAAGUAUAUUCCCUGCAUAUCAAAUGGAGUGGAUAAAACAUAAAGACUUCCCUGAAGAAAUGACAGCCAACACUCAGAACCUUGACUCGGCUCUCUCAGAAAUGGAGGCAGUUGUCAAUGCAUUAACUUCUGUGCCAUUAAAUGAAGUUCAUUCAUGUUUGAAACCUAUAGAACGAUCCAAGUAUGACACCGCUUCUGUGUAUGCUGUGACUUCUCUGUUCUGGGCAUACAUGAAAACAAGAGGGGUUGACCCAAAAGCUAAUGGUUUACCAAGGGAGCUUGAGAGAGUAAAGAGUGCAAUUGGGCGAUCUAAGGAGAUUGUGGACAGAGCUCUGGCGCCUAAAGUUGAUAUCUCAGCAGCCAAGAGAUUCAUUCGUGGUGGUCUCUGGGAGCCUAAAGACAGUGAACAAAGAGAAGAUUUGAUGAUGCAGGAUCACCUGAACUGAAUAAUGCAGAAAAGUAGUCACCAAAAAUACAAAUCCCUGUAAUCUUCA